This is a messenger RNA of Trichomycterus rosablanca, 1476 nucleotides long. It is a transcript of the gene entpd3, whose product is annotated as ectonucleoside triphosphate diphosphohydrolase 3. Lineage: Eukaryota; Metazoa; Chordata; Actinopteri; Siluriformes; Trichomycteridae. Gene Ontology annotation, cellular component: plasma membrane. The coding region runs from base 1 to 1476 and encodes 491 amino acids. The record is from RefSeq and is a predicted model, not a curated record. Gene Ontology annotation, molecular function: hydrolase activity. The transcript is spliced from 9 exons.
AUGACGACUAAACUGGGAACGGCUCUGGCUGCUUUCUUCCUCUUGGCCGGCAUAGCGGUCAUCAUAGCCAUAGCUACGGUUCAGGUGAAGCGAAGGACGUACGUCUCCUCCGGAUUAAAGUAUGGAAUUGUAUUGGACGCCGGUUCAUCCAGAACUACCGUGUAUGUUUACCAGUGGCCAGGGGAGAAAGAAAACAACACCGGAGUCGUGAGCGAGACCACCAAGUGUUCGGUUAAAGGUCCUGGUAUCUCAGACAUGGAUGCAAAAGCCUGGAGUAGUCUUAGAGAGUGCAUGGUGGAGAUAACCAAGACCAUACCAGCCAACCAGCACAAUUCCACACCAGUCUUUCUGGGGGCCACUGCUGGAAUGAGACUGCUCCACCAAAAGGAUGAACAGAAGUCCAACACUAUCCUGUAUGAGAUCCAGGAGUAUCUUCGUUCCUUACCCUUCGUCUUCCACAAUGCCUCCAUUAUUUCGGGCCAGGAAGAGGGGCUGUACGGGUGGAUUACAGUCAACUACCUAAUGGGAAACUUUCUGGAGAGAAACGUGUGGAACGCUUGGAUUCAUCCUCACGGAGCGAAGACGGUCGGGUCAUUAGAUCUAGGCGGAGCGUCCACUCAGAUCGCCUUCAUGGCCCCCGAUGAUGCCAGAGGACAAGAUCUGAUCAGAGUUUCACUGUACGGUUACGAAUACAACGUCUACACACACAGUUUCCUGUGCUACGGCAAGAACGAGGCAGAGAAGAAAGUUUUGGCGGAUCUUGUGAAGCGCUCUCCUGACUCACAGCGUAUUAACCACCCGUGCCUCCCCGAUGGCUACAACACCACCAUCCCCGGCAAAGACAUAUUUGACAGUGAGUGCACGAAGAACACGAGGCCGUCUCGCUUUAACCCGGACAGGAACAUCACUUUCCUCGGACUGAGUGACCCGGCUGGAUGCAAAUCCCUGGUCAAAAAGAUUUUCGACCUGAAGUCCUGCAAAGGAAAAGCAAACUGCUCGUUUGAUGGAGUUUACCAACCACCAGUUACGGGCGACUUCAUGGCCUACGCAGGGUUCUACUACAGCGUUUUACCUCUGGAUCUUCCGGGUUCCAACAGCCUGGAGAAGUUUAAUAAAAGCAUGUGGUCGAUGUGCUCCAAGUCCUGGAAAGAACUUCGGAGUGGAAACACCCCAGAGAAGUUCCUAAAAUCCUACUGUUACUCUGCAAACUACGUCCAUACACUCCUCGCUGAUGGAUACAAGUUUAAUGCUGCCAACUGGGAGAGUCUCGAUUUUCAAAAAGAGGUUAAUCAUACUAGUGUAGCCUGGUCGCUGGGCUACAUGCUCGCCCAGUCAAACAUGAUCCCUGCAGAGGCCAAACUUCUGAAGCUUCCCAUCUCCAACAGUUUGUUCGCCGGGCUGCUCUUCCUCUUCUCGGCUCUGGUCAUCAUCACCCUCAUGUUCCUCAUCAUCGCGCUGGUGCGCUUCUGUUACUGA